Molecule: messenger RNA, 198 nt
Organism: Baudoinia panamericana UAMH 10762
Lineage: Eukaryota; Fungi; Ascomycota; Dothideomycetes; Mycosphaerellales; Teratosphaeriaceae
Exons: 1
Source: RefSeq, a predicted model, not a curated record
AGCCGUCCCCUGCAAUAUGCGGAGUCAAUUCUGGAAGGACUGUCCACCAGACGGAGUCACAACGCUAUCAACGUUCCCUCUUCGCCCAGUUGCGUUAGUACGUCCUCUGCUCGUGCGCACACUUGAAGCUGAUCGUAGUAUCUCCAGCGUACUCUAUGUCAACAGAAUCUCGGAGCUCGACCUACAUGAGUAACUGCA